CCCGCAGCGUCCUUCGACCUGAUCCUGCCCGGCUCGGUUGCUGCUCUGCCAUCGCCGCUCUCCAUCAAAGAUCCAGCCGUCAUGUUGUGCAAGUCACUCUCUUCCCAGUUGGCGAUCCGCCUGGCCAGACGCCCGGCCCCUCUGAGGGUCCUCCAGCUCGCGGCGCAAACCGCUGCUGCUGCAUAUCCUUCGCUCGCUCCUGUGCCGACGACCCGGCUCUUCUCGACCUCCCCGGCCAUCCUCGGUGGUGCCGAUGGAAAGCUGUACACCGUCGACAAGUUCCCUCAGCUGAAGCGCAAUCCAAAGUUCAAGGCUGUGGAUAGCCAGGACCUGGAGCACUUCCGAUCCAUCAUCGGUCCGCAAGGCGUUCUGACCGACAAGGACGAAAUCGAGCCGUUCAACGAGGACUGGCUCCGAAAGUACCGCGGAAAGACCACCGUCGUGCUGCGUCCCAAGACCUCCCAGCAGGUGGCCGACAUUCUCAAGUACUGCAACUCGCAGUCUCUUGCCGUAGUCCCACAGGGCGGCAAUACCGGGCUUGUCGGAGGAAGCGUGCCCGUGUUUGACGAAAUCGUCAUCAGCACCCAACUCAUGAACGAGAUUGAAUCGUUUGACGAAGUCUCGGGCAUCCUGACCUGCCAGGCUGGCUGUGUGCUCGAGAAGCUGGACGACUGGCUCGCCGAAAAGGGUUACAUGAUGCCCCUGGACCUCGGUGCCAAGGGCAGCUGCCACAUCGGCGGUAACGUCGCCACCAACGCUGGCGGCAUUCGUCUCCUGCGAUAUGGCUCCCUCCAUGGCACCGUUCUGUCCCUGGAGGUCGCCACUGCCGACGGAUCCCUGAUGGAACUGGGCAAGCCCUUGAGAAAGGACAACACGGGCCUGGACCUCAAGCAUCUGUUUGUGGGCUCCGAGGGCGUCCUCGGCAUGAUCACCAAGGUUUCAAUUCUGACUCCCAAGCGCAGCUCGGCAGUCAAUGUCGCCAUGUUUGCUCUCAAGGACUUUAACGCCGUCCAGGAGGCUUUCAAGCGCGCAAAGUCCAACCUCUCCGAGAUCCUCUCGGCCUAUGAGUUCUUUGACUCGGCCUCCUUCAGCCUCGUCCAGAAGCACCUCCAUAUCCGUGACCCCUUCUCGCAAACGGCGCCGUGCUAUGUCCUGAUUGAGACCUCGGGCUCGAACAAGGAGCACGACGACGAAAAGCUGGCCUCUUUCCUCGAGAACCUCAUGGAGGACGGCAUCAUCGAGGACGGUGUCCUGGCCCAGGAUAGCACGCAGAUGCAUGCCUUCUGGAGCAUCCGCGAGUCCAUCUCGGAGGCCUGUGUCAAGGAAGGCGCCAACUUCAAGUACGAUCUCUCGAUGCCGGUGCCGUCCUUCUACGAACUGGUAGAGACUAUGCGUGUGCGUCUGCAGGAGAAGGGCUUCUACGACCCGGCCAACCCGGGCGCCUCCGAAGCCUCGCCGGUCAAGCACGUCGUCGGCUUUGGACACAUUGGCGACGGCAACCUGCAUCUGAAUAUUGUCACGUCGCACUACUCCAAGUCUGUGGAGAAGGCCAUCGAGCCGUAUGUGUACGAGUGGACCGGCGGAAAGCACGGCAGUAUCUCUGCCGAGCACGGCCUGGGCCUCAUGAAGGCCGACUACCUCGGCUACUCCAAGUCGCCGGAGAUGAUUGCGUACAUGAAGAAGAUCAAGGAUCUGUUUGAUCCCAAGGGCAUCCUCAAUCCGUACAAGUACCUGCCCAGCCAGUGAGACACUGUGGCUCUUCCACAGACGCAUCCGAAUAAACACAACUUGGUUCCGUC
This is a messenger RNA of Polychytrium aggregatum, 1799 nucleotides long. RefSeq lists its product as uncharacterized. Gene Ontology annotation, molecular function: FAD binding; catalytic activity. Lineage: Eukaryota; Fungi; Chytridiomycota; Chytridiomycetes; Polychytriales. The transcript is spliced from 6 exons. Gene Ontology annotation, cellular component: mitochondrion. The record is from RefSeq and is a predicted model, not a curated record. The coding region runs from base 82 to 1746 and encodes 554 amino acids.